UGGGCUGGGUGACUGAUUAUAAAUUAGGAGAAUAGUACUCGUAAGAGCCGUGAUUUGUGAUUCUUUGCAGAUGGAUAGAAACUCGAGAAAAAAAGAUGAUAGAAAAAAACAAUUUAUGGCUGAAACUGCUGCUUUUAGAAAAAAACAAAUUGCCACCAGAAUUGCCAGGGCUGAAUAUGAAAGAAUCGCUCGAAACCUAAGUGUAUAUGAUUUUACUCUUUACCCUCUACCAGGCUACUUUGGUGGUGCCGUGCCUGUUGUCAUAGACAAAUCAAUUCGCCCUAGGCUCAUUAAAUUUUGUAGAAUUGCUUUGAAAAAGUUCAACAAUCACAAGAAUCAGGGUCCAGAAUUUGAUUUUCACGACCUUGUCAAGUCAACCCGUACACAUACAAUGUUUUAUAUUACCUUUACGGCGGCAAGAAAACAAGAUGCUUUCUCAACAAUUUUCCGGACUAAGGUUAAGCGGACUAUGAUUAAGCGUGACAUUGAUGGUGUGAUUAAGCGUGACAUUGAUGGUUUGAUUAAGAUCGUGUUUUGUGGUAUAAAAAGAAAGACUCGACGUGGUCUUCGGAAGCUUCUGCCUCACUGGAAACACCUGAUUUGUUUAGGUCUUCGGAAGCUCAGAAUGCUGGACUGUUGAAAACGACGUUAUCGGUCAAAUUCCUUCAUUAUUUCCAACCAAAACUAUUGAUAUGCGCUCGUCAAACCAAAACUAUUGAUAUACGUUUAUUAUUCUCUUUUGGUUGAAACGGGAAAUGAAGUUUGAGGGAGGAAGAAUUUCUCUGGAUCUUCAGCAGUUAAUUUAUUUAAUAUAAUAGCAAGUACCCGAAUGAUUAUUGAAUGAUGUGUAUUUAAAGGAUGCUUCAACAUAUGCAGUACAAGAUGCUUGAUGAUCACUAUAUCAGAUGGAAUCUUCAAGAUUCAUCAGACUAGAAGAUCAUUUGUAGAACUUCUUUACCCUU
Molecule: messenger RNA, 962 nt
Organism: Vicia villosa (hairy vetch)
Lineage: Eukaryota; Viridiplantae; Streptophyta; Magnoliopsida; Fabales; Fabaceae
Exons: 4
Coding region: 71-640 (189 amino acids)
Source: RefSeq, a predicted model, not a curated record